Quercus lobata is the source of this 732-nucleotide messenger RNA. RefSeq names its product transcription factor bHLH47-like. The transcript is spliced from 5 exons. The record is from RefSeq and is a predicted model, not a curated record. The coding region runs from base 1 to 714 and encodes 237 amino acids. NCBI's taxonomy places the organism in Eukaryota, Viridiplantae, Streptophyta, Magnoliopsida, Fagales, Fagaceae.
AUGGUUCCUUCUUCUUCCUUUGCUUCUCUUUGUUUCACGCUAAACUGCAAGUCUGCAACCGAAGCCGCUCUUGCAAUUGUUGCAGCGAUAGAAGUCGCUCUUGCAGUUGUUGCUUCUGAUUCUUCUACCAUGUAUUGUCCCGAUGACUAUAUCCCCAAACGGGAGUGGCUAAGCAGAGGAGGCAUCAUUGCUGACUCGGAUCAAGGACAGACCCAACAGAACGGUGGAAAGGCCUCUGUACUUUGUGAAGCUACUCGAUUGUUGAGGGUCUCGUUAAGCCAGAUUGAGUGCCUCAAAAAGGAGCAUGCAUCUCUCUUGUCUGAAUCUAACUAUGUGACCGUUGAGAAGAAUGAGCUGAGGGAGGAGAAUUCUGCCCUAGAAAUCGAGAUUGAAAAACUACAAAGUGAACUAGAAGAGAGAAUAGUCCAAUCUAAACCCGACUUGAAUGUACCUCCUCCCGAAUUUCAGCUACCAGAACUGACGUCACAUUUCCCGGGAGACUCUGUCAGAUUGCCUGCUGUAGAACCCUCAUCACAUCAAUUAUUUGCUGUCUUUGUCCUCCCCAUUCGUCCAGAGGCAUUGCUUGAUGUUACCCAGCAGACAUUUAAGCCCAACUCAAAUGUGAGCAAACCACAUGCCAGGUAUCCCACUCCAAUGGAUUCAUGGCCAUCCCAACUUCUUGGGGAGCAACCAACAGCAAGGAAGGAAUUUUAACUUAGUGGUAGCAAUUCC